Nerophis lumbriciformis (worm pipefish) is the source of this 2118-nucleotide messenger RNA. The record is from RefSeq and is a predicted model, not a curated record. NCBI's taxonomy places the organism in Eukaryota, Metazoa, Chordata, Actinopteri, Syngnathiformes, Syngnathidae.
AUGAGUCGCUGCUCCUUGGACAACAACAACUUUCCCUUCGACAACAAUGUUCUAGUUCUGGACAUGGUGCUGGGCUCCCUCUGGGGACUGUCCCAGCCAAUAGACUGGGAUAGUGUGGCCAAAAUUGUGCCAAGCUUCACUCCCAAGGAGUGCGCACUUCGCUUUGAGGAGUUAAAAAGUUGUGGAGGUCUUCCUCAAUUGGACGACCAUUGUAAUGCAGUCAUAACAGGAGUGCCCUCGGAUGUGGUGUCAACUGUACUGAACACUGGUCAGGCAGCGGAGACGGGAAGUCAUCAUCGUGCCAGUAACGGUACAGGUCGCAAAUCAACACUCUCAGGAAGUAUUUGUUCUUCUGAAAGGAAAGAUAAAAAGGCUUUGAGCGAGGAUGCCGAAAAACCUCCCAAACAAAGAGAUCCCAACAUGGUUAUCCACGUGUGUGACGAGACCAAGAACCUGAAGCAGGAUUUCACGUGUCCCAGAGAUCUUCUAGUCAAAGAGAUGCGCUACUUUGCCGAGUAUUUGUCCGUGGACUCGCAGAGAUGGGAAGAAGUGGACAUCUCGGUUCACUGCGACGUUCAGAUCUUCGACUGGCUCAUGAACUACGUCAGGAGGAACUCCUCCAAGGACAAACCUCGGCUCGAGCCCAGCAAUGUGAUCUCAAUCCUGAUCUCCUCCGAGUUCUUGAAGAUGGACACGUUAGUAGAGGAGUGUAUCCAGUACUGUCACAAACACAUGAGCGCCAUCGUUGCCACGCCCUGCAGCAUGAACUGCAUCAACAGUAAUUUGGUAUCACGGAUCGCCGAACUCUUCAACCACAACGAGGCAGACGACGUUAGGGACAAGAAAGAUAAGUUCAAAAGCAAAUUGUUCCAAAAGAAGAUUGAACUACUCUUCGACCCGAACUACAAGAAUCGAGAUUCGCCAAGAAAUGCCUCAACCCUCUACAGGUGUGGUCUCUGCUUGAAGAUGCUGACUGAAGACACACAGAGGAAGAUUUCUUGUGUUCCAGGCACGAUCAACAUUGACUCUAAUGGAGAGAUUGUCUACACACAUUCAAGACAAAAGAACUGGGAUGCCAACGAAUACAUUAGCAGCCUGUACGAGGAGCUCAAGUCAUGGGUUCUGGUCUACUGGAGAAUCUGGGGAACUGUCAACUGUCUGACCUGCUCCCGUUGUCAGCAGGAGUUCAUAUGUGCUGAAUUGACCCGUUGCCGGUACCACCCGGAAAGUGUGACGUACCCCGGCACCGGCUCAGGGAUAGACAAAAGCUGGAACGGUACGGGAAUUUACCCCUGUUGUAACCAGACGGUACUGCGCUUUGAUCCAACCGGGAUGCCAAAGGGUUGUCGAAUGCGAGACCACAUCGUAAACGUGCCAAAUGAGGACGAGUGUGACGAAGUCAUGUCGGCUCAGACCAGAGUUCUCAAUGACCUGCUGCUGCACAGAGACGCUGUGUGUGUGUCUGACUCCAUACUUGCCGAUAGAAGUGAAGAGUGCCCAACCAACAUGGAGAAGGACUGUGAAAUCCUCUUGGAGCCAGCACUCCUCAGAAACCAAAGAGGAGAAUUAAGCACUUUUUCUCUUUUAAAAAACUGGAGUCUGCAACUGAGGCAGCAGUCUCUCCUGUCAGAGGAUGACGAGUACACCACUGGGUCUGAGGUCACCGAGGAUGAGGUGGGAGAUGAAGAGGAGUUGUCCAAAAAGCAAGCUGCAAAGAAGGCCAAGAAGAACAACAGAGUGCUCAAAAAACAAAUGUCCUCACCAAACCUCCAGCGAAAAGUCAAACAAACAGACAAAUCUCAAAGCAGAGACAACACUCCUUUCACAGUGAGCAUCCAGAAAAGUAAGUGGGACAAUUCCCGUUCCAUGCGGUACAACCAAGAUGCUCAGAGAGAGGAGGACCAGCGUCGCAUGGCGGAGAUCACCGACUACCUCACCAAGAUGCGCUUUGGAGACCACGAGCAAAACAGAUCCAAGGACACUAAGGAGCCGGCAGGGGGAAUUUACUCCAGGCUGGAGGCACAUUUCAAGAGCGUCACCCAAAGCAGACACGCCUUUGACAAGACACCCAGACCAAAAUUACGCUACGCUCAAAUCCGGACAAACACCGAGAAGUGA